Trichosporon asahii var. asahii CBS 2479 is the source of this 585-nucleotide messenger RNA. RefSeq lists its product as uncharacterized. The transcript has a single exon. Lineage: Eukaryota; Fungi; Basidiomycota; Tremellomycetes; Trichosporonales; Trichosporonaceae. The record is from RefSeq and is a predicted model, not a curated record. Bases 1 to 585 code for a protein of 194 amino acids.
AUGUUCCUCGAUCGCUUCACCUUCCUCCACCCCUUGAUGGUGCGCAGUCGCCGCCGACCCGCAUCGACCACCUCCGGCUAUGUCGAGGAUACUGAGCAUGAGAUGUCAACCCUCGGCGCCAAGCGAGCCCCGCGCCCUCCCCUCCGGUCCCGACUCUUCAGUGCCGCUUCAUCCAUGUCUGCCAGGUCCGCGAGGGCCGCCCGCUCCGCUGGAUCUGCUAGGUCGACUGAAGCUUCUCCUUCCAACGCUCGCACUUACGGCAACUAUAAGAAGCGGGGGAGCUUCCUCAGUCGUCAUCGCCUCAGCGAGAAGCGUCGAUCCUCCCAGCAUCUCAGGUCCCUCAAACGUGCAGCUACGAUCACGACCGAAGACAAGGUCUCUCGUACGCCACCGGCCAAGUUCAAGCGUCGCCAAGUCGGACGGCUCCUAAAGAUCCCGCCUCAACCCACGACAGUCCAGCUCUCUCGUGGAUCCGAAAGAGAUGAGCUCGAUGCCCAAGCAGCAGAUCUCCGGCGCAGGAUCGCGACUCAAAGACGUCGCCUUGCCGCCGACCUUGCAGACGAUCUCAAGCCUUUCCCCCGCUAA